CCAACAUCCUCUAAGAUGUUUAUAUGGACCAGUGGCCGGACCUCUUCAUCUUACAGACAUGAUGAGAAAAGAAACAUUUACCAAAAAAUCAGGGACCAUGACCUCCUGGACAAAAGGAAAACUGUCACAGCACUGAAAGCAGGAGAGGACCGGGCCAUUCUCCUGGGACUGGCCAUGAUGGUGUGCUCCAUCAUGAUGUACUUUCUGCUGGGAAUCACACUCCUGCGCUCAUACAUGCAGAGUGUGUGGACCGAGGAGGCUCAGUGCACCUUGCUGAAUGCAUCCAUCACGGAAACAUUUAACUGCUCCUUCAGCUGUGGUCCGGACUGCUGGAAACUCUCUCAGUACCCCUGUCUCCAGGUGUACGUUAACCUGACUUCUUCUGGAGAGAAGCUCCUUCUCUACCACACGGAAGAGACAAUGAAAAUCAAUCAUGAGUGCUCCUAUAUACCUAAGUGUGGAAAAAAUUUUGAAGAAUCCAUGUCCCUGGUGAAUGUUGUCAUGGAAAACUUCAGGAAGUACCAACACUUCUCCUGCUAUUCUGACCCGGAAGGAAACCAGAAGAGUGUCAUCCUAACCAAACUCUACAGUUCCAACGUGCUGUUCCAUUCACUCUUUUGGCCAACGUGUAUGAUGGCUGGGGGCGUGGCUAUCGUUGCCAUGGUGAAACUCACACAGUACCUCUCCCUGCUCUGUGAGAGGAUUCAACAGAUCAAUAGAUAA
This is a messenger RNA of Physeter macrocephalus (sperm whale), 723 nucleotides long. RefSeq names its product potassium calcium-activated channel subfamily M regulatory beta subunit 2 (gene KCNMB2). The record is from RefSeq and is a predicted model, not a curated record. The transcript has 4 exons. Gene Ontology annotation, molecular function: calcium-activated potassium channel activity; potassium channel regulator activity. Lineage: Eukaryota; Metazoa; Chordata; Mammalia; Artiodactyla; Physeteridae. The coding region runs from base 16 to 723 and encodes 235 amino acids. Gene Ontology annotation, cellular component: membrane; voltage-gated potassium channel complex. Gene Ontology annotation, biological process: detection of calcium ion; potassium ion transport.